Messenger RNA from Malaclemys terrapin pileata, 4187 nucleotides. It is a transcript of the gene RNF183, whose product is annotated as ring finger protein 183. The transcript has 2 exons. Lineage: Eukaryota; Metazoa; Chordata; Testudines; Emydidae. Gene Ontology annotation, biological process: protein ubiquitination. Bases 1030 to 1617 code for a protein of 195 amino acids. Gene Ontology annotation, molecular function: ubiquitin protein ligase activity. The record is from RefSeq and is a predicted model, not a curated record.
GGGGCUGGGGCAAGAAGAGAGAGGCAGGUUAAAUCAGAUAGGCACAACAGAGCCUGGAAGGGAUGGGGAUGGGGGCAGGUAGUGGUGCCCUGUUGCCCCAAGAAAUCCAGUGUGUUUAUGUUGCUCUGUUAGGUGGUUUUGCCUCUUUUGAAUGGGAAGGUGCUGGAGCAGAGGCAGAGCCUGGGGUGAAAGGAGGCUGAGGUUGGCGUAUUGGAGGAGAGGCCGGAGUGGGGGACAAGGGCGAUGGGGAUCAGUGCAGUUCAGUGAGCUGGGGUAAGGGAGACGGACUAGGAUGGUUACUGACACAAAGGGGAGGCAGGAUGGCACAGUGCUUAGGGCUCUAGCUUAGGAUUCAGGAAGAGCCAUGUUCAGUGUCCUGGUCUGCCACUGGCAUCCCCUGUGACCUGUGUGAUCCCAGGCUGCCACAUCCCGUGUCAUCCUGGUCUGCUGCAUAGAAGCUGAUGCACAUGACCUAAUUCCCUCCUGUUGGUAUUUUUAUUCCCUCCCCUGCCUGCGCCUCUCUCCGGUGCCAGGUGCAUGCUGUAAACAACAGUCACUAACAGCCCUUUGGAGCUCAGUGCCUUGUGUGCUGCUCCAUGGAAAUCAGUUGCAGCUUGCACAGUGAGAAGGCACCAACCCCCAACUGGCCAGCACAGCUUCUCUGGAGCAGCUAGCUCAUGGCCAUCUAUCUUUCCCUCCCUCUUCUCUCCAAUAGAAACCUGUUUGUCAAGGCCACCGCUAGUCCUGCCCGCUGCUAAGCCAUGGUGUGUGGCUGCAAGUGAGGAGCAGGCAAAUACAGACUGCAAAGGAGGAUGAAGGGCGAGGAUCAUUGCACAGGAUGUGUUCGCUAGCCUCUCUGAGGAGCAGGAGGACAGCUCCGCCACCCUGUGCCCCCUGCCAGGGGCUCCUGCUUAGCAAUGUUGCCGGCGCUCAGCUGUGAUACCGGGCCCCCUUUGUGAAAGCAGCUGGUGGGAUCAUCUUUCCUGCAGCCCUCACAGCAAAUGGGCUUCAUAGGCGCAGCAGCUGGGGAUGGCGCCUUGCCCCACUGAGACCAUGUCAGAAGGGCUGCGCAGGGAGCCAGAGCCAGACUGUCCUGUUUGCUGGAACCCCUACAACAACACCUUCCGUACCCCAAAGCUCCUGGAGUGCCAGCACUCUUUUUGCAUCGAGUGCCUGGCACACCUGAGCCUGGUGUCCCCUGCCCGCAACCGGCUGCAAUGCCCACUCUGCCGCCACCCCACAGUGCUCCCCUUCAACCAGCCCAUCACUGAGCUGCCCACCAACUCAGAUGUCCUGCGGCUGCUCAAACUGGAGCCCAACCAUAUCAUCCUGGAGGGCCGGCAGCUGUGCCUAAAGGACGAGCGGAAAUCACGGUACUUCCUGCGCCAGCCCAGGGUUUAUACCCUCAACCUGGGAACAGAUCCAGGGCCCAGGCUAGGUAGCUCCCAAGCUUCCCCUAGGCCGACCUCCAGCCCCAGCCGCUCUUCCCUUCGGCAGUGCAUCCGCCACCCCCAGUUCCGCAUCUUCGCCUACCUGAUGGCCAUCAUCCUCAGCGUGACACUGCUGCUCAUCUUCUCCAUCUUCUGGACCAAGCAGUUCCUGUGGGGCAUAGGCUGAGGGCUUGGCAAACCCCACAACUGGAGCUCAGAGUUCAACAUCUUCUCAGACAGCAAAAGGUGCCAGGUGACAUCAGCUACUUGGCAUCUGCUCUGGGCAGGGGAGCCCUCUCUGCACCCUCCAGGACCAUCUCUGCAGGCUCUGGCUAAUGAGCUCUGUUCCUGAUCUCUUCUCAGUGAUACACCCAGCCAUACUAGUGGUCUGGCUGCAUCCCAAGAGCUGGGAGCUCCCCGGCAGCACUGAGCAUUGUGCACCAACAGCAGCAGAACCUGUAUGAUGUUCUAGAACUGCCCCAUCAGCUGAAGCUCUUUGCUGCCUGUCAUGGGGUCUGGGGCCCCAACAUGAGCUCCAGGGCACUAUGGGAAUACAGAUGCUCAUAGUAGUGGGCAACAGGGCCAUUAUACUGAAUGGCCAUGACUCAAGAGGAGGGGAUGCUGCAAACCCCAGCCCAGGAGGAAUGAGCCAGAACCUUAUGGAAAGUGAAGAUUUCUACAGCCUCGCCUGUGACUCAUCUUCUUGUCUCUCCUGGGAUAAUACCACGGAUCUGGGUGCCACCAAGGACAACAUGCAGGCCAGGACAUUCAUGUCCACAGACUGACACCAUCUGUUGUGCCAAAGGUCUUCAUGGGGGGCUGCCCUUUUUCCAUCUGCUGGAUAAGCAGACCCCUGGCCCACAGCAAAGACCUGCAAGAAAUUUAAUCUUUUGUCUUUUUGAGCUAAUUGUUGCACUUUUUGUUGUGUUGUUUACAAUCAAACACAUUCAGCUCCUGUGCCAGGGUCCCAGCUCCUCUGCUCUCACCCCUCAACCCCACUUUCUUUUCCAGAGGCAAGAAAAUAAAUGUGAACGGUUUCCAUUUCCAUGGGGCAGACACGGAUUGCCUGAACAGAGAAAGCACCAGUGUCUGUCCUAUUUCCUUGUCCUGCCUCUGGAUUAAGGCCAGUGGGUUCAGAUUGCAGCAGCUCUGUUUGAAGGGCAGCAUGGGGAAGGCUGUUCCAACUCCUCAGGUUUGCACGGACAUGUGAUUCCUUGGCUGUGCCUGUUCUACACCAAGAUGGGCUCAGUAGCAGUGACAGUGUUCCCCAUUGUGUACCUGGCUGACAGCUGGCAGGAACUGCAUGGUACUCUCACUGUGGGUAACUACUUUAGUCCCCAGGAGUGCUCAGUAUCUACACAGCCUGAGCAGCUUUGUUUCUUUAACAUUUACUCCAUCAGCCCAUCAUAAGUUGUGCUUUAGUCAUACUGAGCAACCCUGGGCCUCGCUAAUGUGGAUGGGAGACCUUUAAGGAAGCAAUAGCCAUGAGCCAGUCAGGGGUCUCUUCCCUUUGCCUCAGCACUCAACCAGUGGUCUGGAGGUGCUGUCUUUACCAGGUGAGACCUCAGGUCCCAGGCAGUCAAUAAAGAGCAGGUGUGGCAGCCACUGGCCAUAUGCCAGGUGGGAUAAUUACAUUCUGUUUCCUGCAGUAAGAGUUAUGGAAGUUUGGCCUCAUGUCCUUCCCCAGACUGUUGGGGAAGUUUACUGUGUGCUGUCAUGCAGUAGGUGUGUUUCACCUCAGAAUUGGCUGCAUUUCAGGGGUGGGAGCUGCAAUCCAAGAGGUAGGAACAUAGUUGCAGCAAUGCUGGAAUUCAACUGCCACAACUGGGGAAGGAAAGGGCCCCACUUUUAACAGUUUGUUCGGCCAUCAGAAAAGGCCUUGGCCUGCAGACAGUGUCAUGGGGAAGAGGGUGGAGCUUCCUUCUUGCUGCAGGCUGUACCCCACCACCCCAUUGGUGGCUCAAGUCUCCAUCAUAGCAGGCAAUUCCUGUUGAUGUGAGAAAGGGGGCAGGUAACAUGAAGAUGGAACCCAUCGCUCCUCUUGGCAUAUUAACCCAUCCCUUCUGCUGCAGAGACUGACAAGUCUGGACUCCCAUGUGGGGAACGACAGCCUGAUGGAUGGGGUGAGGCCAGGAGGAGAAGAGAAAAUAGAAGCUGGAGUCACUAAGGAAACUAUAAGGGACUGGAUGGCUUCGGAGUGGAGGCUGCUGGUUUGGAUCCAGUUGUUACUAUCUGAGAGCUGGCAUGGGCCUCUCUACAAUGAAUUCCAUGAUCAGCAGGCAGGUGGCUACAUUUAUUUAAUAAAGCAAGUCCUGCUAGGUCAGAGUCCAGCUAGACCUCAGCCUGUUCCAGCAGCAGCUCCUUCUGCUAGCACCUCUGUCUAAGGUCACUGUAGCUGAUGCAACCCAGAGGAGGGACAGGGCGGGGUAGCUGAAGGGAACUCAAAUGAUGUAUUGCUGCUCAAUCAAGUGAUUUCUAUUUGCCUGUAAACUACAGUGUAACCUUGUUUAAGGUACUGUCCAGAAGACCAAACAUCGGUUGCUUAGUAAAGAUGGAUCUUAAAAGAGCAAAUAAAUUGCACUGGAUAGCUCAGGGGAUAUUUUAAGUGGUGUCUCCAGGCCAGGGCUGACUAGAAGUGGUAGGACUUGUUUUAGGUUUAUAUGCAAUGUCUGUGCUGCACUUUGGCCGUAUGUUGCCACUACAACCCCUGGGCCCGAAAGAUGGCCACUCCUAGCAGAGUACGCACCAGGCAGAGAA